Molecule: messenger RNA, 300 nt
Organism: Didymodactylos carnosus
Lineage: Eukaryota; Metazoa; Rotifera; Eurotatoria; Philodinida; Philodinidae
Source: the annotation of a GenBank genome assembly
AUGCCUGUUCCAUCUUCGCAAAAAGACGUCUGUGAUCUAUGUGAAAAAGCGGGUGAAGUAUUUUCAAAAUUUGGCUUAUUAUUUCGUGAUUUAGACGAUAGUUCAUCAUCAUUCUUACAAGACUCGACUGACGAUAAUAAAACACAACAACAACAAGAGCAACGUCACUCAAGAAGUUCUUUUGAUGUUGGAUGGGAUGCGCAAAGCGUUAAAAUGUUUCGCGAAGCUGUUCAAAAUUUUUCAAUGGCACUUCGAGAUAUUUCCACUAUUGUAGCUGAAAAGCGAACACGAGAACGAUGA